Molecule: messenger RNA, 578 nt
Organism: Salvia miltiorrhiza (redroot sage)
Lineage: Eukaryota; Viridiplantae; Streptophyta; Magnoliopsida; Lamiales; Lamiaceae
Exons: 1
Coding region: 90-356 (88 amino acids)
Source: RefSeq, a predicted model, not a curated record
CCUAUAAAUUAAAACCGCCUUCUGCCUCAAAUUCCUCAACCCAGAAAAACAAAAAUAAAAUUAAAACUAAAAAAAAAUUGUGAAUAGUAAUGGACUGGGAUUGGCUUCUCAGUUUUGCAAGCGCAAUUGUUGUCCAGCAAUCGGCGGCAAGCAAAGCGCCGGAGACGGAGAAAGUGGCUAAUUACGGUUUCCAAAUGCCGCUGCAUUAUCCGCGGUACGCGAGAUCGGACUACGAGAAGAUGAAUGAGGAGCAGAUCGACUUGCUUCUUCGCCAGUAUGGGCUAAACUUCAGGGGUGAUUUGGACGAGAAAAGGAAGUUUGCGAUGGGUGCAUUUCUGUGGCCGGAUCAGUUCUGAUCCAUAUAAUUAUGUAAGCGUGGGAGAUAUAUAUAAUUAUAAUUAAUUGUUGUAAAUUAAAGUGGGAUAUUGAUUAAUUAUGGCUUCAAUUCUCGACUUCUUGUUGUUGUAAUAGGGGUUGAGGUAUCCUGUGGGCUGUGGCUAAAUUAGGUUUUAUAUUUGGUCGUAAAAUUUCAUUGUUUUAAUUUUGAAUUUGAUAAUAAAAGUUUAAUGCUUGUGAGA